Messenger RNA from Caenorhabditis angaria, 711 nucleotides. NCBI's taxonomy places the organism in Eukaryota, Metazoa, Nematoda, Chromadorea, Rhabditida, Rhabditidae. The record is from the annotation of a GenBank genome assembly.
AUGUUGUCGCGUCAAGUUGCUCGCCCAUUCAUCAACGCCGUCCGCAGACAUGGACACGGAAACCAUUCGGCUGUUGCACAAACUGGACAAGGACCAAAUACAUUCGUUAACGACGGAUGGGCUUCAGCUGUAAGAUUUUCUGAAAUUUUUGAAUGAAGAAAAAAUUAUAGAGCCGGGUUUAUGUUUAAUAUUUCCAUAUUUUUUAUCAGAGGUGAAUCAGACGUUCAAGCAUAGAUCGAAAAUUCUCACUCAAAUUUUAUUCGAAUAUUCCUUGAUUUCUCCGCAAGACACGAUUUUUUCACAAUUUUCAAAGAGAGAAAAGAAAAUAGUUAGAACAAACAAAUGACCAAAAUUUUCUCGAGAACUCUUGUAAAUUUCUCGCUGGCUUUCUAGAAUCCAAGUUAUAUCAAGAUUUUGUUUCAAGAAAUCGAAAAGUUGAUUUUUUUAAAUCAAAGUUUCACUCAAAACUAUCAAAAAAAAUUUUGAAAAUGAAAAAAAAAAUGUAUUAUCAAUAAAAUAAUACGUGACACAUACAUAUCCAUGACGUGGCAAUCUAAAAGUAAUUUCAAAAAUUUCUAUUUUUUCUAGCGUCUUCCAUUCCACGUCACCAACAAAUGGGGAUUCGCCGCGAAAGCCGUCACCUUCCUCGCCAUCGGAUUCUGGGCUCCAUUCAUCGUCGUCGAAUAUCAAUUGAGAAAAGCCAAUCAAUAA